AUGGAGAACGAUCAACACGAAGCGCCAGGUGCGCGCUCCUGGCUACCUUCAUUCCUUCGCAGCAAGAAGUGCACGGAUGCAAGUCCAAACGAAAGGACUUCAUUACUCCCCAAACCAGACGAUGAGGAACCUUUUGAGGGUGAUGUGGUCGAGGGAGACGAACAGAGUCCAAGCCAAAGGAUUGCCACCGAAUUCUGGAUACUUCUGAAAAGUUCAGUCCCGGUUAUUUUGGCCUACACGUUACAAAACAGUUUGCAAACUGUCUCUGUGUUGAUUGUGGGACGAUUGAGCCCUGAAGCUUUGGCCGUGGCUGCAUUUUCCUACAUGUUUGCAAUGUGCACGGCCUGGUUGAUUGGCAUGGGUGGCACAACCGCAAUGGAUACGCUGGCAUCAGCGUCUUUCACCGGGAGCAAGAACAAGCACGAUCUGGGGGUCAUUCUUCAGCGCGCCUUCUUCGUUCUUGGGCUUUUUUACAUCCCAGUAAACAUCCUCUGGAUCUUCUCGGAACCUGUGUUCAAGGCAUUGGGUCAAGAGGAUUACAUUGCUAGUGGCUCCUCCAAGUUCCUCACUGUCCUGAUACCGGGAGGACUGGGCUACAUCUACUUCGAAUGUUUGAAGAAGUAUCUGCAGGCACAAGGCAUCAUGAGAGCAGGCACGUACUGCCUGCUUAUUACCUCUCCCAUUAAUGCUGGACUUAACUUCCUCUUCGUUUACACCUUUAAGCUUGGUCUACUUGGCGCACCGAUUGCAACCGGAAUAUCAUACUGGCUUUCGUUCAUCUUACUCCUGCUAUACACCCGAUUUGUCGCUGGCUGGGAGUGCUGGGGUGGCUGGGACCGAAGGUGUUUCCAGAACAUUGGCAGCUUUGCCCGAAUCGCUAUCCUGGGAGUGAUCCAUGUGGGCACCGAGUGGUGGGCCUUCGAGAUCGUCGCCAUCGUUGCCGGACAGCUGGGCACCAUUCCUUUGGCUGCUCAGUCGGUCAUCAUGACUGCUGACCAAGUCAUGAACACGAUACCAUUUGGAGUGGGCGUUGCUACGUCUGCGCGGAUUGGCAACCUUUUGGGGGCAAGGAAUGCGGAAGGUGCUUCUCUGUCCGCGAACACGGCUGCCUGGCUAUCAAUGGUCCUGGGCGCAGUUGUGUUGGCCAUUCUCAUGGCAACGAAGAACAACUUCGCAAGGCUGUUCAACGACGAUGAGCAUGUGGUCAAGCUCACGGCCGACGUCUUGCCGUAUGUUGCUUUGUUCCAGAUUGCCGAUGGACUCAACGGCUCCUGUGGAGGUGCUUUGAGAGGCAUGGGCAGACAACAUGUUGGUGCAAUCGUUAACAUCGUGAGCUACUACUGUGGUGCCUUGCCUCUUGGGAUUUAUCUGGCGUUUCACGGCUGGGGUCUUGCUGGACUUUGGGUUGGCCAGUGUAUCGCAUUAUAUAUCGUCGGCGUCCUUGAAUGGGCAAUCGUUGCCUUCAGCAACUGGCACAAGGAAGUCGACGAGGCAUUCAACAGGAUGGAUCCGAGUGAACGGAUCGAACAGGGGGAGGGCGAUUUACAAUGA
Messenger RNA from Zasmidium cellare ATCC 36951, 1551 nucleotides. RefSeq lists its product as uncharacterized. Gene Ontology annotation, biological process: xenobiotic detoxification by transmembrane export across the plasma membrane. The coding region runs from base 1 to 1551 and encodes 516 amino acids. Lineage: Eukaryota; Fungi; Ascomycota; Dothideomycetes; Mycosphaerellales; Mycosphaerellaceae. The record is from RefSeq and is a predicted model, not a curated record. Gene Ontology annotation, cellular component: membrane. Gene Ontology annotation, molecular function: xenobiotic transmembrane transporter activity; antiporter activity. The transcript has 3 exons.